Zychaea mexicana is the source of this 1140-nucleotide messenger RNA. RefSeq names its product iron permease FTR1/Fip1/EfeU. The record is from RefSeq and is a predicted model, not a curated record. NCBI's taxonomy places the organism in Eukaryota, Fungi, Mucoromycota, Mucoromycetes, Mucorales, Lichtheimiaceae. The transcript has 3 exons. Gene Ontology annotation, molecular function: ferrous iron transmembrane transporter activity. Bases 1 to 1140 code for a protein of 379 amino acids. Gene Ontology annotation, biological process: iron ion transmembrane transport. Gene Ontology annotation, cellular component: plasma membrane; high-affinity iron permease complex.
AUGGGAAAUUCCGACUAUUUUGAUGUGCCAGUUUUUUUCAUCGUUUUUCGCGAAACAACAGAAGCAGCCAUUAUUGUUUCUGUCCUGUUGUCAUUUUUGACAAAAGUCUUUGACAAAGGGACACCCGUUUACAAGAGGCUGCGAAAUCAAGUAUGGAUCGGUAGUGCCCUCGGUCUGUUUAUCUGUCUUUGCAUUGGUGCUGCUUUUAUUGCUGUCUGGUACACUGUGCUGAACGAUAUCUGGGGCAACUCUGAAGACAUCUGGGAAGGUGUAUUCUCCCUAAUCGCUACUAUUAUGAUUACUGCUAUGGGUCUCGCUAUGCUCAAGACGGAGCGCAUGCAAGAAAAGUGGAAAUUCAAGCUCGCCAAAGCCAUGGAAGCUGGUGCUGUUACUGGAAAGAAGGUCACCUGGAAGAUUCGUCUGCAACGCUACUCCUUCUUCUUGUUACCAUUUAUCACUGUGCUUCGCGAAGGCCUUGAAGCAGUUGUCUUUAUCGGCGGUGUCUCGCUCAAUGUUACAGCUAAAUCGAUUCCUAUCGCUGCCAUCAUGGGCUUUAUUUGCGGCUGCUUAGUCGGUUUUAUCAUUUACCGUGGUGGUUCGAUGUUGCACUUGCGCUACUUCUUCAUUGCCUCAACCAUUAUCUUGUACCUUGUUGCUGCCGGUUUGAUGUCCAAGGCAGUUGGUUACUUUGAGCAAUACUCAUGGAAUCAAGUAAUUGGUGGUGAAUCUGCUGAAGAAGGUGGCGCCGUUAUUGCUUACAAGGUGACCACCGCUGUUUGGCACGUCUCUUGGGGUGACCCAGAACUUAACGUUGACACCAACGGUGGCUGGCAAAUCUUUAACGCUAUCCUUGGCUGGAACAGCACUGCUACCAUUGGUUCGAUCAUUAGUUACUGCUUGUAUUGGCUUCUAGUCGCUGCUGCUUUGGUCUACAUGUUCAUCAAGGAACGCCGUGACGCUAUCGCCAAGGCCGAGCGUGGAGAAUUCGAAGAUGCAGGUGAUAUUGCUCUUGAAAAUGCUAAAAAUUUCAUCAAUGAUGAUGGUCAAAUCGUCGGCAAAGAAGUAGUAGAAGAUGAAGAACGCAUCGCUACUGGAUCAGCUGGCGAUGAGAAAGUUCGCCCCGCUUCUAUCAAGGCUUAG